UGCAAAGAGGCUAAUUGGUAGGAAGUUUAGCGACCCCAUUGUUCAGAGUGAUAUGAAGUUAUGGCCAUUCAAAGUAAAUAGUGGCCUCGAUGACAAACCCAUGAUUGUCGUCAAUUACAAUGACGAGGAAAAGCAUUUUUCUGCUGAGGAAAUUUCAUCCAUGGUAUUGACAAAAAUGCGUGAGAUUGCAGAAACUUACCUUAGAUCAACAGUGAAUGAUGUUGUUAUAACUGUGCCUGCUUACUUCAAUAACUCACAAAGACAAGCUACUAGAGAUGCAGGUGUUAUUGCAGGCCUUAACGUUAUGCGAAUACUCAAUGAGCCUACUGCAGCAGCAAUUGCAUAUGGCCUUGGCAAGAAACCAUUUCAUUCUGGACCUAGACAUGUCUUCAUUUUUGAUUUAGGCGGUGGUACAUUAGAUGUAUCUGUUCUCACAUUUGAGAAAGAAAAUAUCCAUAUUAAGGCCAUUGGCGGAGACACCCACCUCGGGGGACAAGACUUUGAUUAUACAAUGGUGACCUAUUUCAUGAAGGAGUUCCUGAGGAAGCAUAAGAUUGAUAUUAGUGGAGACCCAAGAGCCCUUAGGAGGUUGAAAUCUGCUUGUGAAAAAGCAAAGAGAAUACUUUCUUCCAAUACUGAGACCACCAUUGAGAUAGAUUGUUUAAAAGAUGGUAUAGAUCUAUGCUUACCAAUUAGUCGUGCAAGGUUUGAGGAACUCAACAAGAAUCACUUCAACAAGUGCAUGGAGAUUGUAGAAAAGUGUCUAAUAGAUAGCAAGAUGGACAAGAGCAGAAUUCAUGAUGUUGUCCUUGUUGGUGGAUCUACAAGGAUCGUAAAAGUGCAACAACUACUGAGUGAUUUCUUUGAAGGGAAGGAAUUAUGCAACAGCAUCAAUGCCGAUGAGGUGGUUGCAUUUGGCGCCGCUGUCCAUGCAUCUAUGUUGAGUGGGGAAAUUAGCGAAAAGGUUCUAGAUUUGAAAUUGAGGGAGGUCAUUCCUUUGUCCCUUGGAUUGGAAGUAAUUGGAGGAAUCAUGGAAAUAAUGAUUCCUAGGAAUACCAUAUUUCCUAUAGACAUGGAAAAAGUAUUCACCACACCUUUAGACAACCAAAUCAAUAUUGUCAUUAAUGUUUAUGAGGGUGAGAGGCAAAUGAUCAGGGACAACAACUUGCUUGGAACAUUUGAGUUCAAAAUUCCUCCAGUUCCGGCAGGUGUUCCUCAUAUCAAGAUCAACUUUCAAAUUAAUGAUGAUGGCAUCUUACACGUCUCUACCACGGAAGAAAUUCUUGGAGUUAAUAAGAAGGUUAAGAUAAUAAAUCACAGGGGAAGGCUAUCAAAUGAGGAAAUUGAGAGAAUGAUCAAAGAAGCUGAGAAGUACAAGGAAGAGGAUAAAAGAUAUAAGAAGAAUGCAGAAGCAAGAAAUGCACUGCAGACGUAUGCAUACAACAUGCGAAAUGCAAUAAAUGAUGAGGAAAUUAGUUUGAAGCUUUCAGCAAAAGAAAAGAAAGAGAUAGAUGAAAAAAUUGAUUUGGUUUUACUGUGGCUUGAUGUCAAUGUGGUUGCAGAACAACAUGAUUUUGAAAAAUUUCAUAGACUUGUUUCAAGUGUGUUUAAUCCAAUUAUCAUUAAGAUGAUAAAAGACGAUGUGGAGAGUGAUGUACAGCACGGUACUGAUGUUCAAAAUAAAAAGAACGAGGGGAGUAGUGUGCAGCAAGGUACUGAUGUUCGAAAUAAAAAGAAGCGCCGUUGGAUGUUUUUAUUAGCAAAAUAUACUUUGCAGAUAGUGUAUACAGCUACAACAGGUGACAUCACCGGAAUAACUUCUUCUAUAAUUGGUGACUGUUUGAAAAAUAGUAUAAACAAAUAAUAUAAAAAAAAUGUUGAAUUGUUGGAUUUUCUUUUGGAUCAUGUAUGUGACGCCUUUAUGUAUUCUCUACAUCUUUGUUAAUUUGUAAUAACACAAAUGCCAAGCUGUUGUUUUGCUGAGCUCGCUAAGCAUUUAGAGUUUGUUAGAGGCUUAGUCAUAAGUCUCAGAUGUAUAAAUAGUCUUUUCCUUCAUUUGUACAAUUUGGAUUCUCAUUUUUCACUUCA
Molecule: messenger RNA, 2088 nt
Organism: Trifolium pratense (red clover)
Lineage: Eukaryota; Viridiplantae; Streptophyta; Magnoliopsida; Fabales; Fabaceae
Product: heat shock cognate 70 kDa protein-like
Exons: 2
Coding region: 53-1864 (603 amino acids)
Biological process (GO): cellular response to unfolded protein; protein refolding
Cellular component (GO): cytoplasm
Molecular function (GO): misfolded protein binding; heat shock protein binding; ATP hydrolysis activity
Source: RefSeq, a predicted model, not a curated record